GGUAAAAAUGGAUCAGUAAAAAUAGAUUUAAGAUCCGAAUGUGACUAUUCGAAUAAGGUACAAUGUACAUGUAUAACCUUUUAUGUCUAAAAUGUAAACAGUUUGCCAUAUAUGGGAUCUCUCAGAGAAGUAAUUAAAGAGAUGACACAGCCAAUAUAGUAUAAAAUGAGCAACCUGAUGAUAGAUUGGCAUAUGUAAAAUUUGAAGGCUUAAAAACUGCGUAACUUAAAAAGAAGGAAGGUACCUUAUAAUCAACACAAUGCCGUUCAACGUAUAUGAUGAUGAAAUUGCAGCAGUUGUCAUUGACAACGGAUCGGGAAUGGUUAAAGCUGGUUUUGCCGGAGAUGAUGCACCACGAGCAGUUUUUCCCGCCAUAACUGGUCGCCCUAGAUACCAGUCGGUGAUGGUUGGAAUGGGAUCUAAAGACAGUUAUGUUGGAGAUGAAGCACAGAGUAAACGAGGAAUGUUAACAUUAAAAUAUCCUAUAGAACAUGGAAUAGUCACAAAUUGGGACGAUAUGGAGAAAAUAUGGCAUCAUACCUUUUAUAAUGAACUCAGAGUGGCUCCAGAGGAACACCCUGUUAUGUUGACAGAAGCUCCACUUAAUCCAAAAGCAAAUAGGGAACGUAUGACGCAGAUAAUGUUUGAGACAUUCAAUAGUCCAGCUUUUUAUGUCAACAUCCAGGCAGUUCUGUCUCUAUACGGUGCUGGACGAACAACUGGUAUUGUACUCGACGCUGGUGACGGUGUGUCUCAUGUAGUGCCUAUCUAUGAAGGAUACGCACUUCCACACGCAAUCAAACGUCUUGAUCUCGCAGGACGAGAUUUAACAGCAUACUUACAACGUAUUCUUCACGAAAGAGGUUAUAACUUCGUCACCACAGCUGAGAGCGAGCUUGUAAGAGAUAUCAAAGAGAAAAUGUGUUAUACCGCACUUGAUUUUGAACAGGAAUUGGAUGCUUCUUCUAAAUCAACUGCUAUUGAGAAAUCCUAUGAACUACCUGAUGGAACCCUAAUCACCAUUGGGAAUGAACGUUUCCGUUGUCCAGAAGUUAUGUUUCAGCCAGCAUUUACUGGCAUGGAGUCAUGUGGAAUCCAUGAAAUGAUACACAAUUCAAUCAUGAUGUCUGACAUCGACACAGCUUUCUUCGUCCAAAUUCAGGCCGUUUUAUCUCUGUAUGCCUCUGGAAGGACAACUGGAAUAGUUCUAGAUGCUGGCGACGGAGUAUCACAUGUUGUACCCAUCUAUGAAGGAUAUGCACUACCACAUGCCAUUAAGCGUCUUGAUCUCGCAGGGCGAGAUUUAACCGCUUAUUUACAACGUAUCCUCCACGAGAGAGGUUAUAACUUUGUCACAACAGCUGAGAACGAAAUUGUCCGCGACAUUAAGGAAAAGAUGUGUUAUACAGCACUUGAUUUCGAACAGGAACUUGAUACCUCCUCCAAGUCAUCCAAUUUAGAGAAAUCUUAUGAAUUACCGGAUGGAGCUGUGAUAACCGUUGGUAACGAGCGUUUCCGGUGUCCAGAAGUAAUGUUCCAGCCAUCAUUUAUUGGUAUGGAAUCUUGUGGAGUCCAUGAAAUGGUCCAUAACUCUGUAAUGAUGUCAGACAUAGAUAUCAGACGAGAGUUGUACAACAAUAUCGUUCUGUCAGGAGGGUCUACAAUGUUUCCUGGUAUUGCAGAUCGUAUGAAGAAGGAAUUGGACGCAAUAGUUCCUAGUUCUAUGAAAACAAAAGUUAUCGCACCACCAGAAAGAAAGUAUUCCGUGUGGAUUGGAGGUUCAAUUCUUGGUUCAUUAUCAUCAUUCCAACAGAUGUGGAUAUCAAAGAUGGAGUACGAGGAAUGUGGACCAAGCAUCGUGCACCGGAAAUGCUUUUAAAUCAAAUUACAAAACCUUGACUGGUCAUUUUUUUCAUGGACAACCAAUUUGACACCCUUGUCUUUCAUUUUACAUAAAAUUUCAUUCAAACUUUGAUAUUUCAUACGAGAACAUUUAGUUAUAGUGUUAGUGAAACUGCUCUUGCAUUUACCUGUUUUAAUCAUGUUGUCAUCAUCUGAAUCAUGAAUGUAGAGUGGGGUGCUCAUUUUCGCCAAAUCUUUCCAUGCUUUCUAGUUUGUGUUCAGGUCUAAAUGUUUUUGAAGUAUACUGAUAUUUCUAUAUGAAGAUAUUAACUUCAAAUGCAAAAUAUUCUUAAGCUUGAAAACGGGUUUGUUUGAAAAAAAUCAUCUGAAAAGUUAGAUUAAAGGGUAUUUGAAAUUUCCGGAUGUUUUGUCAAUGGGGGACACAUAUUCGCCGUUUUUACACAGUCUAUUUGAAACCAAAUAACCGCAGCUUUUAACAAUUUUUAUCAAAUCAAUUGCAUUAUAGAUGAAUAGCAGACAUUUCAAAGGUGUAAAGAAUUCAAAAUUAGGGCAUUCAGUCAAAUAUUUACUUAGAAAUACUUCUUUGUUUUUUAUUCAGAAAAUUGUCCGAAAUUCGUUGUCCGUUUUUCGGUCAUUUUCGGUAGGAGCCGUUAUUUUGUCUUGAAGUUUAAAAAAAUAUCAUAUUUGUUAUAAAAGUACAAUUUACCAGUACAUUUCUUCCAUUUCAGCCAUCCUUUGAAGUUUUUACACCUUAAAAUCCUAAAAUGGCGAAAUUGUGUCCCCGGCGAAAAUGAGCACCCCACUCUACAGAUAUUUUGUUUUCUAAUAUUAAGACAAUUAUUUCGAAACUAAACAUGUUUUGAAAAUUACAACAGUGGGUUUGUU
Messenger RNA from Mytilus trossulus (common blue mussel), 2748 nucleotides. RefSeq lists its product as uncharacterized. Bases 260 to 1879 code for a protein of 539 amino acids. The record is from RefSeq and is a predicted model, not a curated record. NCBI's taxonomy places the organism in Eukaryota, Metazoa, Mollusca, Bivalvia, Mytilida, Mytilidae. The transcript has 10 exons.